Messenger RNA from Cladophialophora bantiana CBS 173.52, 888 nucleotides. RefSeq lists its product as uncharacterized. The coding region runs from base 1 to 888 and encodes 295 amino acids. The record is from RefSeq and is a predicted model, not a curated record. NCBI's taxonomy places the organism in Eukaryota, Fungi, Ascomycota, Eurotiomycetes, Chaetothyriales, Herpotrichiellaceae. The transcript is spliced from 3 exons.
AUGGCGUACAACCAGAAUUCGGGGGGCCAAUAUUAUCCUCCACAACAAUAUGGCUCUAAUGUUCCAUACCAAGACCAGGGUCAAUACCAGAAUCAAUAUCAGAAUCAAUAUCACCAACAGCAACAGCAGUACCCACCGCAACAGCCACAGCAACAACCACCACAGCAUCAUGCUCCGCAGGGGGUACCAUCGGCAUCGACAUCGUUUGAUCAAAGCUGGCAUUCGGCGGUGGAUGGUAUCUCAUACUCCAUCACUAACCGUGACACAAACGCCAUGUUGAAUGUGCGGCUUCCUCAAGGUGUCGUGAUCAAGUCCAAACCUGGGGCCAUGAUCCAAAUGUCUCCAACCAUCACCCUCCAGGGGAAGGUAAAGUUCAGCAUGAAGAAAAUGUUCACCGGAGGAGAGAUGGCUGAAUCCAUGUACACUGGGCCUGGAGAGGUGUCGCUGGCACCUACGUUGUUUGGUGACAUAUCCGCCAUUCCCAUUCGCGGUGAUGAGGGCUGGAACCUCGGAAAGGAUGCCUUUUUGGCUUGUACGGGCGGAGUUGUCAAGGAGACAAAGACUCAGGGGCUUGGGAAGGCUUUCUUCAGCGGCGAAGACUUGUUCAUCUACCGCAUCUCUGGCCAGGGGACACUCUGGGUCACGUCAUUCGGUGCCAUAGUCACCCGAGAUCUCCAAGCCAACGAACAGCACAUCGUUGAUAACGGCCACCUUGUCGCGUGGAAUUGUCGAUAUGCGAUUGAGAAGGCAGGGAAAGGCGGUGUCCACAGCAUGACGACCGGGGAAGGUCUUGUGUGCAGAUUUACGGGACCUGGCAGGAUCUACAUCCAGACCAGAAACCAGGAUGAGUUCGGUGACUGGGUAGCUGCGCGGAGCACAAGCGCUUGA